Molecule: messenger RNA, 5899 nt
Organism: Monopterus albus (swamp eel)
Lineage: Eukaryota; Metazoa; Chordata; Actinopteri; Synbranchiformes; Synbranchidae
Gene: iffo2b
Product: intermediate filament family orphan 2b
Exons: 8
Coding region: 648-2144 (498 amino acids)
Source: RefSeq, a predicted model, not a curated record
CUGUGACUUCAGUCAAUACUGAGCCCUGUCAUUGCCGUCUCUGGGUGUGAGAGAAGGAGGGAUGUGGGAGGGGCCGAUGUAGGUGAUAGUGCCUAGUUUAGCACUUUGCAACAUGAUCCGUGCACACCAAGGAGAGGCCGGGCUCUGCGGUCCUGCAUCCUGCCGUCCCACCGCCCCACAUGGAGAAUGAAUAAAGCCACAAUAAAAGGGGAAUGACUGGGAAAGAAGGUGGAUUAUUUUCCGCUGUCGGCCGGCUAUAUGAACCCGCAGAGCAUCAGCAGGUCCUGACAACGCAAAGACAAACGGGGAGAUGAGGGUGACGGGAACGAAUGCUGCUGCCUAUUGCGGUCUGCGUCAAACCUUUCAUUACUUCAGAAGAUGAUGUCCUCGGUGCCACUCAAAGGACUGUCGGGGUUUCAGUGAUUGUGAACACCCAUGCUACAGGGGUCUGUGUUAGUAUCUUGGGGUAAACAUCCAGCAGGGACAGUGAUGGUCACCCUGUCUUCAGCCUCUCAGUCGCGCUCAGCAUCUGCAUUGUGAGGAGAAACCGGGGGAGUGGGACUGUGAAUGAAUAUGCAGAGAUAAAGAAAGGUUUAUGUUGUUGCAUCCGAACGCAGAUAGAGCCAUAGUUGGAUUACCAAGUGUUGAUGUUUACCAGCAUGAACUCGCUGUUUUUCUCCGAUACUCCGCCCGGUCCGGUCAGCAACGCGCCCACCGGCUCGGGCGCGGUGACCAGCGCCCUGCGAAAUGACCUGGGCUCCAACAUCCAUGUGCUGAAAACCCUCAAUAUGCGAUUCCGCUGCUUCCUUGCUAAAGUCCAUGAACUGGAGAGGAGAAACAAACUGCUGGAGAGCCAACUACAGCAAGCUCUGCAGAGACCGCAAUUCCACUACCUUUACACCCGUGAAGUUGCCGUGCAGACAGACGGUCCGGAGUCGCGACUGCCGGGCACCAUCUGGAGCUUCACCCACGUCCGGAGGCAUGGGGAGCGCUUUGAGACCCUGCAUGGGCCGGGGGUGACCUGGACGCAUCCAGACGGAGUUGGGGUCCAAAUAGACACCAUCACCCCAGAAUUGAGGGCUCUGUAUAACGUGCUGGCCAAAGUCAAGCGGGAGAGGGAUGAGUACAAGAAAAAAUGGGAGGAGGAGCUGUCCAAACGAGAGCAGCUGGAGUCCACGGUGGAAUCCCUGCAGCAGAGUGUCCGGGAGUCAUCCGAGAUCCAGGAUGAGCUGAACGAGAAGGUGGACAGACUCAAGGCUGAACUCGUGGUCUUCAAGAGCCUGAUGGGUGAUCAAAUGUCCGACCUGGACUCCAAGAUUCAGGAGAAAGCCAGGCGGGUGGACAUGGACAUCUGCAGGCGAAUUGAUAUCACAGCCAAAUUGUGUGAUGUGGCUCAGCAACGCAACUCAGAAGAUAUGUCAAAGAUGUUCAGCGUCAGUCCAGCCAGGUCACUCCCGGAGAAGAGUGCCGUGGCCUGCUGCAAGAGAAAAGAGCGCAAAGCAACAUCAGAUGAGGAGGCUACGGAGAUGGACGCCGAACCCAGCCCUUCAGAGGAGGAGGUCCCAGGGUCGCUCAACAUCACGGAUGAAAUGAAACGCAUGCUCAAUCAGCUACAUUCAGAUUCAGAUAACUCCUCUGUUGUCAGGCGCGAGACGUUCGAAUUCGACGAUGACUGUGAUAGUCUGACAUGGGAGGAAAACGAGGAGACUCUGUUGCUGUGGGAGGACUUCACAAACUACAACGUGCCGUUCACCAUCACUGGGGCAACCUGCACAACCAACGGCCCCUGUGAUGGCAGCGGUGAAGCUGCUGAUCCAGACUCCCAGGAUGGAAGUCUUGGCAGCCUCAUUGAUGAGACAGAGUCACUAUUUAAGACUAGAGAGCAGGAGUACCAGGAGACCAUCGGCCAGAUCGAGAUGGAACUGGCCACAGCAAAGAGUGACAUGAACCGCCAUCUGCACGAGUACAUGGAGAUGUGCAGCAUGAAGAGAGGCCUGGACGUGCAGAUGGAGACCUGUCGGCGGAUGAUUAAAGGUGGCAGGAACUCUCCCUCUUUCAGCUCUGUGGCCAGCAGUGACUCAGGGAACACAGAUGAGAUCCAAGAUGAGAUUUCGGACAAGGACGCAGAAGCUGAAGUUAGUUGAUGGCUGCAUAGCUGGGCUUUGUCCCAUUUUCUCAUGACCGCCUCCUUGUUAAAUAUGUGCAGAGCUCCACCCUGUAGAGAGGUGGGCCUGUUUAGACCUGUUGAAGUUCUGAUGGCCAUGCUCACUGACGCAGGCCCAGAACCGGUGCUUUUAUACUAUUUCUGUUGUUUAUAAAAUCGUGGUGGGGGCAUCUUGGCUUCAAAAAGAGAAAAGGGUGUAUAUAAGGUCCAAACUGUGCUCUCUUCCUCACUGAGGUCUUGCUGGACCCUUGUCCAGAGCUCCACAUCAUUUUUCAGAAAGAAAAAGAAAUUCUCAAGUUUAAAACUACAUGAGCAGUGUUUUCUAUAAACUAUCCUAUUAAUGUCCUUUUUUCUAAAGGAAUUUAAAAUAGUACACAUUGUGCUACUUGUUCAGUGAACAAUGAAUAAAUUAAAUGUACUCAUUCAUUUUAGAAAAAAGUUAGUUCGCUUUAAUUGGAAUAACUUUUGUUUUUGUAGUAUUUAAGUCCAUGCAAUCCAGGUUAACCUGUUGGUUUAAGUGUCUUCUGCCAAGGAGACAAAACAAGAAGUGGAGACAAAUGGUGCUGGAGUUCUGGUAGUUUCUGAGGGAACUCUGCAGGGUUGCUAGAGUUGACAGAGGAAAGGAGCACAGCCUUUUGAAGCAUCAGUGCACUACUGAAGUUCUAUGCAAUUUAGCUGGCCUUAUUUUCGGACUGGCUUUCACCCUUCCUUGUUUCUCUUAAAACCAAUACAAUUAGCCUUUUAAGCAAAGCAGGUGUUUUCUAUAUAUCAUUGAGACUUUUUUAUUUUUUUUUUUUGCAUUUGAAACGUUUUUUUCACGAACAUCAGCAGCAGAAACUGGAACAGCGCCCCCUCAACAAAGGACUGGUAUCUUCACUCGUGACAAUAAUCGUCAACAUUGUUCAGAUGCUACUGAACUCACAGAACAAUGUGUGCACAUCAGAACAUAUCUUAAAUGGCUAAAAUAUGUUAGUUUUUAUAAAGGAAAUUAAAUAAAGUUAUCAAAGCGAAACAAGGCUGUAAAACCAAAGGACUCAUAUUGAAAUGUUUCCAUUUCGCCUUCAUUCACAAUCAUCAUUUUCAUUGCAAAAGCUAUUUAUUUUUUGUGUGUGUUGUCAUUAUGAGUUGCUGCCUAAGUGACUACUUCCUGCUGCCCUGCAGGGGGCUCUGUUCCAGACAGGCUGCACCUCUUGCUUAGUCUCUUCUGAAUCUGUAAGUGUCAGACUGUACAUAGAGGGCUGUAGGCAUGUCAUCGUAUACCCCCGAGGCCUUUUUGUUCAAAUUAGUCUUGAGAUGUUUCACAUUCUCUCCUUCGAGUGCUCGCACUGGAUUAACGUAGACACUGACGCAUGGGGGGUGGGAGAAGUGAUGUUUUUAUCGCCUCUGUGUAUGAUAAUGUAUGUACGGUUUGCCAGAUCAAAGACUAAGUGCUACUUCUAUCUUGAGGUUUUACAGAGCAGAAUGUUAAAAUACAGGCCUUUUGUUAUUACAGCAUGUUUGCGUGGAGAUAAAGAGCUUUGGGUCUUCUUUUAUAUCAUAUUUUGAACUAAAUAGCUGCAAUGCAGACCGUGCGCUGUUUUUAAUCAAAAGUGUCUAUCCUUAUCAUUAAUUAACCCGUAUUUGUGGCAGAAAAUGUAUUUUUCACCGUUUUUAAUCAUACUGUGUUAACCAAAAAUGUGUUAUUGUUGUCAUGUAUAGCUUUUAUUCGUUUAGCAUUUUAAACUUCUUUCAGACGUGUUGGUCAUAUAUUGGCCAUAUCAGAUAACCCAUAUUAAAAGAUAACAGAUUAUAUCAUGGAAGACUAAGGACCACCGUUACUCACAGAGAGAAUUUCAUAUUCUUUUAUGUUUGAGUUGAUGUAAAACCAGCCUGAUAAGUAACAAAGAGCCAUUUUUUAUUGGUACUAUACUUUGUAGUGAUAACAUCAGAAUUAUUUACUGAUCAUACGGCUGUAACAUUCAGAAAGAGCAGGUCUAACACACUACGCUGUCUUUCACAUCACUCUCACAUCACGCUAACCAGCCAACCAAAGUAAAUGAGUAUUCUAAUAUAUAUGACAAUGGGGUAAACCAAGCUACUGUAUGGUUUCUACUAACUGUGGAAAGUCUCAGUAUUUUUACAAGCCUACUACAGAUGUGUUGGUUUGCAGAUUUUUUUGUUGUGAUUUGGAAAAUGUGUUGUUUUCCAAAGUCAGCAAUUCUUGCAAACUAUAGGACAUUAAUUGUAUUAUUAUCUCCACUCCCCCAUCUACUGAAGCAGGUCCAAUUCCAGUUAUAUCAAAAUACUGUAGCAACCUUCCUUGUUUGAAUGAGCAAAAACUGUAGCAGUUCAAAUCCAGGGACAUAUGGUGUGCUGUUUCUUAAUGGAGACCUUGGUAUGUUUUGCUUUACUAAGUGAGUUCUUACCUGCCCAACUUACAGUAUGUGAGUUAGUUGUAUGUAAACUAGGUUCUGGUGGAUGUGAAUGUUUCAUACUAAAAAGGGUUUUGUAUGAGCGGUUUUUAUUCAGUGUAGAACUGGGACUACGACUGUGUCAACGUACAGAUUUACUAGUUUUUACCGGCAUACCUGUUUGCUUCUCAUUUCAUAACCACAGCAGUGCAGCAAUACUUCUGGCCAUACUUGGUUAAAAUCUACUGAACUGUACUGGAUACUGGCCUUUGUGCUGGUACCAUCCUGAUGAUCCAUUUUAACUUCUUUGAUUUAAUUGCCUUUCUUUUUGUUCGAACCAUUGAUAAAAUGUGCUCAGAUUAUUUCAAAAUUAUGAAUGUACUCAACUGAUGCUGGGGUAAAAAGAAAUAAAAUGGUGGAUUGGAUAAAAGUUAUGACUAAAUCUGUUUCUUUUAAUAUUUCAUUCAAUAAAUUCUAUUCUAAAUAAAAGAGUUGGCUCCAUGUGUUCAGAGUGAUUUUUGGGAUUUGCAAUCUUGUUUGAAUUAAUAUCAUCUACAGUCUAUGCUGUACCUAAAGUACACACAUACUACUGCACUUCUUAUAGUACUGAUGUACAAAUUCUGGAUGCUUUUACACUGCAGCUGUAGAAAGGCCGUUAAUCUAUGAGCGUGCGUCUUGGGAAGCGUUAUUUCAGUAAGUAAAAUCUAGACUGGAUGACUAACGUCUGUCUAGUUCGUCACAUAGGUUUACACAUGAAAGUCAGUUUAUUUGUUGUAAGGAGUACUGCUCAGUUUGUGAAAACAGUUGAAUAAUAUAUCUUAAGUCUGGAGGGGGCUCUUUAAAUUUAAAAAAACUGUGUUAAUGAAGGUCACUGUUGGUUUAUAAGAAGCCAAAAAUCCAGUGUUUUUUGGAGCAGAUGUUUGCUCAAGACAUUCCCAACUUCAUAAAAGCGAUAUUAAAUUCUUGGAUUACAGUUUUCAGUUCAACUGACUAUUCACACUCAGUACAUGUUGUGUUAAUUUAAAUUCAUUUGUAAUUUUGUCCAAACAACUGAUCAUUACAUUAUUACACUGCAUUUCCACAAUUUCCCUUUGGGACAACCCAAGCACUGUAUCUUAUCUAUUUUCAGGUAACUACACGAUGUGUAUCAUUUGUCCACACAUACACUAUAAAUCUGACCAAUCUACUUUCAUUUAGAAGUUGUAACUGUAAAAAGAUAACAUAUAAACUGUAAAAGCUUGGUUGCAGUAAUAUUUCUAGUACAUCCAGUAACAAAGCAAUAUUUUGCUAUAUCUAGAGCAGUGACUCUUUUUGGUGAGAGUAUCAGAUAAACUUAUUUUAGCCA